Molecule: messenger RNA, 1109 nt
Organism: Cryptotermes secundus
Lineage: Eukaryota; Metazoa; Arthropoda; Insecta; Blattodea; Kalotermitidae
Product: trafficking protein particle complex subunit 2-like protein
Exons: 5
Coding region: 569-958 (129 amino acids)
Biological process (GO): endoplasmic reticulum to Golgi vesicle-mediated transport
Cellular component (GO): cytoplasm; TRAPP complex; nucleus
Source: RefSeq, a predicted model, not a curated record
UAGACUGUCUCUGUCAUAUCUGGCACUUAUGAACGUGGAAACUCUUCGGAUCAAGUAAUAUUCAACUGACAUGAUCUUAAAAUACAUUUGUAAUUUCUAUAUAAAAAUUUCAUUCAUGACGAAUAUGUCCAGAUUGCAGUUGUAGAUUGACGCUACGAUGUCGUGGUUGGCAUAGUGUGGAUGUUUAUAUAGAUUGGCUCACAAGAUGUACAUUAAUUAUGUAAACCCGAAUGAACGUGAUGAGUAUUUAGGUUAUCUCUAAACUAUUCCAAUGGAAUAGGGCGUUAGUUCGGAAGAACUGUAUACAUUUUUCGGGUUGUGGGACCCAGCGAACGUUCUAACCAGUUAGUACCUGACAGUAUAGCCCUGCUGGUAAAGAGCCGGGAAAGUGAAGAUGACCAUUUGUUUCUUCCAAGGAAAAAACUCGGACCUUUAUAUGUGCACAUUUUACAGCAUGUAUGGCAUAGCGCUAAGGCAUGGUCAACUUUGCCAUAUUGUUAGUUGUUCAUUCAGUACAGUAUGCAAAUUGAAUAAUAAGUAAAUAAAGGAAGAUGUAACCGAACUAACAAUGAAUUCUCCCAAGUACAUAUCAUGUCUACACCCAGAACAGGAGUUACAGUUUCAGCUUAAAGUGCACACAUCUCUUGAUGUUGUUGAAGAAAAGCUUUCCUCUGUUGGUAAAACCAGUGGAGAUGUGAGAGAAUUGUAUCUUGGUCUGUUGUAUUCCACAGAAGAACAUAAGAUAUUUGGUUAUGUAACAAAUACCAAAAUCAAAUUCAUUAUAGUGGUGGAAUCAUCCAACACUUUACUUCGUGACAAUGAAGUAAGAAUGAUGUUUCGAAAGCUUCAUAGUCUAUAUACAGAUGUUGUGUGCAAUCCCUUCUAUAUCCCUUGUGAUCAUGUUAUUUCCACGAAUUUUGAUACCACAGUGAAGAAUAUAAUGACUGGAAAUGCAUGAGUUUGAAUAAAUGUGUUUGGAACAUGUAUUCAUUAUUCAAAUGAAAUAAGUAAUUUGUUAUGAAUUUCCUUACUGUGUUGUAAAAUUCGAUACCCCUGUACUGGUUGAUGCAAGAAUGACAAUGAAAGAAGUAUAUUUAUAUAUAUAUAUA